Molecule: messenger RNA, 1161 nt
Organism: Rotaria sp. Silwood2
Lineage: Eukaryota; Metazoa; Rotifera; Eurotatoria; Philodinida; Philodinidae
Source: the annotation of a GenBank genome assembly
AUGAAUGUAUCGCGUAUUGCCACAACUCAAUUUUUUCAAAAGAUGACUCCAGUUACGUUAGUUGAGCAACUACUAAAUGUUUCUCAAGUAAAUACCACUCCUGCCGUUAAUCGUCUACCAAGUCCUACACCAUUUGAAAAUUUUAUCUGUGAUAAUACAAGUGUUAAUCGAUUUUUAGUUUCAUCGACAACAUCAUCAAAUGAUUCAUUUGAUGUAUAUCGAAAACAUUCUUUAGAAAAAUAUUGUAAAAUGGUACCUAUUCCACGACGUAAUUAUCAAAAGCCGAAGACAUAUACUGAAGAUGAAGUUGCGUUUGUUAUUUUUACAUCCUCUAAUUUUUUUCAUACACGAGCAACAGCAACACGUGAUACAUGGCUUUCACGUAUAACAAAUUAUUAUUUUCUCAGUGCAACUCCUUAUCCUUAUUUACCUGUAACUGUUGUUCCUGGUGCUGGUGAAGAUAAAUUAUCAAAUAUGAAAAAACUUUUUUAUGGUCUUCAAAUGAUAUAUCAACAACAAAUGAAUCUUUCUAUGCAUCAACGACAAAAAUGGUUCUAUAUAGCUGGCUGUGAUACAUUUAUUCUUCCUCAUCAUUUACUUAAACGUCUUGAUGGCUUCAAUUAUACACAACCUCUUCUGAUAGGCGGCCAUUCAGGUCAUCAUACAUGCCUAGGACCAAAUGAUAAAGGAGUUGCAGUUGAAUUUCCAUCAGGUGGUGCUGGAUUCUUUUUUAGUAUGAAAUUGCUUGAACUAAUGCAACCACAUCUAACAAAUUAUGUUGAAAAUGUUUGGCCACGUACAUCUGAAAUAUCUGAUGUUGCGCUUACUUGUCUUGCUCGCCAAUUAGGUGUUAGGUUAACAAGACUAGCUGGUUUUUGGGCACAUGCACCAACAUAUACAUUAGCUGAAAAUGGGCGUGAAAGAUUUCAUAGAGAUCCUGAACCAAAUGAUUUUCAUUAUGUUCAACCUGAUGAAAUGCAUGCACUUGAUGAAUUUUAUGUUAAUCAACAUAUGGACAGAUUAAUCAAUGAUGAAAAUUGGAGCGAAUUAAUUCGAUUUACUCGACGUUUUACAGCCAGUCAUUAUGAAUUAUUAAGAAAAAAAAGACGAGAGUGUACCUUGCCAACUAUAGGAAAAGAAGUUAACUUAACUACUGGUUAA